This is a messenger RNA of Heterotrigona itama, 498 nucleotides long. Lineage: Eukaryota; Metazoa; Arthropoda; Insecta; Hymenoptera; Apidae. The record is from the annotation of a GenBank genome assembly.
AUGGCUACCGAGGAGCUGAUCAGAGCAGUCAGGAGAAUAGGGAGCAAAGUCUUGAAGAACCAGAUAGGGCUCUGGCUCGGAUUUGAAAAGGGGGAAGUUUACAAGGAGUUCGGUUCCCGGGACCCAGAUAAAGUAUCUGGAUCUCAGCCUGAAUUAUCGUUGAUCCUUCGCGGCGCUGGGCCGAGACAGCCCAUACUUGGAAGCCUAUUGCCAACGCUUGGGGAGGAGGGGCCAUCUAUACACGUAAAAAUGAUUGAGAGCAAACUCCUUUACAGGGCUCCCAUAUGGGCGGAAGACCUAAUGGCAUUUUGGCGUAGCUUCUUGCUGAUCGCCAUUAGGAUACUGUACCGAGAAGAUACUGUAUCGUCAAUGGGGCUGCGGCGAGAAUUUUUGCAGAGUUCCCUCUGUUUGAGCUCCAAGCUCUUAGGAGUAGAGACAUGUACAACGGCACUAGGAGUCGGGAUGGGAACGGGGACACUGCGGAGACAUCCGCUUUAG